ACAGUAAUAAUAAUGUAAUUUAACUUUGAUCUGGCACUGGAACUGUUAAAUAUUAGUAGUCACUUGACAUGCUUUUGUUUAUUCUAGUCACUGCUUAUCAGUGCCAUCCCAGAACCCGACAUUCCCCACCCUCUACCUCCCUCUACCGGUGUUGAGUAAUUUAUGUAAAUUUGUUCAUGACGUGAAACCGGGAUCUUAUUCAAAGAAUCGCAUCUUCCGAACUGCAGAAAGCGAGAGAGCACAUGAUAAAGCAAACACACACACACAGAGAGAGAGAGAGAGAGAGAGAGAGAGAGAGAGAGAGAGAGAGAGAGAGAGAGAGAGAGAGAGAGAGAGACUGAGUUCAAUCUGCAGCAUAGCAAGGACACGCUCCGAACACACGGUCUUGCUUAACCGAAGCAAAGAGCACUACAGGACUGGAAGCAAAACAACAGAGAGCCAUGACCGACUCCAAGAAAAGUGAAAUGGACAUUCGGGACAAAGCCAUUCUGCAUCAGCAACGGCGUUUGAAACAAGCAACGCAGUUCACACACAAGGACUCUGCCGAUCUGCUACCCCUUGACGGGCUCAAAAGACUGGGGACUUCCAAAGACCUGCAACCUCACAGCAUUGUCCAACGUCGCCUGUUAGAAGGCAACAUCAAUCGCCUCGUUGGGGAGGGAAGAGAUGUCAGCUCCCGGGUUCGUUCUCCAUUGGCCGAAGAGAAGGUUGGACGCAAAGAAGUGAGGGAACCGAAGGAAGAAGAGGAAGAGGAGGAGGAGGAAGAAGAAGAAGAAAGUGAAGAAGAGGAGGAGCUCUCCAAAUCCUGGAAGUCUCUUGUUGUGAACUGCAAGUGCUGUGACAGGGAAGUGGAAGCCACUAUUAACACAGGCUACCAACAGAAUGUCAUAUCCCAAGAAUGCUUCAGACGUCUCGGGCUUACAGAAAUGCAGAAGAUCAGCAGUAAAGAAUCAUGUCACAGGUUUCCUUUUGAUACUACGUUCAUGGGUCAAGUGGAGAAGCUGGAGAUCACCAUAGGGUCAGCAAAACUCAAGUGUUCUGCACUUGUCAUUGAAGAUAAGACAUUUGAAUUGUGCCUUGGAUUAGAGACAUUGCUGAACCUAAAAUGCUGCAUAGACCUGGAAAGAGGUUUCCUGAAGCUCGGAAAAUCGGACGAAGAGAUUCCCUUCCUGGAAAUGUCUUCAGAGGCCCAGGAUGAGACUUGCUAAAAUGGGACAACAGCGUGAACCUUCUUCAGUUUUCAUCUUGAAUCAGCCUUACUGUUUGACAAACUGUAUUGUUCCUCCAGCUGCCAUAGUCUUUGUUUUCUGAAUGUUUUUGUCCUCUUUAUUUUUCUUUUUUAAGGGAAAGAAAUAGUCAGCAAAGUAUGAGCCAGCAAAACACAGCAUUCAGCCUCCAUUGCCUUUCUGAGACACCCACAAAAUUAAUGCUGCUAGACUUUUGCAAGGGUAAAGAAGCCAAGCAACUCCUCUUGAUUUACUUAUCAAUUAUUUCAUUGCCAAAACAGCUACUGAUUAAUUAUUUUUAAAGCUUCAACAAAGAUUCUUUCAAAUAAUAUGUUUUUUAAAGCAAAAAAGUAAAAUUUUCUAAUGUAUUACAUUGAAAAUAAGUAUAUGAAAAGUGGAUCCAAAGGCAAAGAGGAAAGGAACUAAUUAUUUAAGGGAUGGAGGGAGAUGGAGUGCUCUGAUCCUCUUACGUUUUAUCUAUGAAUACCCCUGUAUUAUGCUGCCUGCUUUAAAGAAGAAAAAAAAUGUUUGUAUACUAAUAAAUGUGCACAAACUCAUCACAUUCCAGUCCAAAAGAGAAAACUGUUAAGAAUAAUUUAUUAUUCAUUCUAAUAGUUGUCACUGAACUUGUCUAAGAGUUCAAAUAGUUGAAAUGCUUGGGUGUUUUUGACUCAGAUAUAGAAUAUCUAAACUCUUCUGCCUUUAUCAUAUGGCCUGCAUGCAUGCAGCCAUCAGUAAAGAAUUUUCUCAGAAGAAUUCAGAAGUGGACUUUUUAAGUGUGACCUACAUGUACCAUGGAAAAUACCACGGUGAUCUCACGCUCAACAGAACGAGUAAUGGUGCAUCAACAUAGAAACAGCUAAGCCUCCAGGGAUUCAAGUGAGUGACGCUCUUGUAAACGAUCAGCUUGUUCUCACUGUGUCACCUCAUGAAAGAGCAGUCUUUCCCAGCAGUGACCAUGAUGCAUUUGGGCUCUAAGCACAUGUGAGCCAGCAUGUUAAUAUCACAAUUCGGUAUACAGUAGAUGAAUGGGAAACCUGCAGUUUGUGCACAAGCGUCACUCUGUGUUAGGUAAUUAGAAGAACAAUUUUUUAUGUUUCAGUUUUAUAUUAAAAAAAUAUGUGUUUUGUAAAUAUCAAAACUUGUGAUAAAAAAAAAGAAAAUGACAUAUAAAACAUAUAAACAGAUUAUUCACUUUAACACUAACAACUGCUGUUUUUUAGGAGUCCCCAACAUUAUUUUAACAUUUCUCUGUAAUAUUUCAAAUAAAAGCACAUUUCUAAAAUAAUUCAAUAAAGAAAAUAAACUUCUUCUUAUACACAACAAAUAUGAUAACUGACUAUAUCGGGAGGGACAAUCUAUUCAUUAAGCCAGUUUGAAUUUAUAGAGUUCCAUAAUACACAGAAAACAUAUCACAGUGGUGUACAUAAAGAUCAUAAAAUUGCAAGUCAAGUUGCUGGGAACUGCAUGUAACUCAGUGCCCACUUUGAAGACAACAGAUGCAAUAUGACAUACUGUAUGCUCCCUAAACCUCACAUAUCUUGGAUAGAGUAACUGAGUGUUAAAGAAUCUUUUAGGGUAGUAGUGACACAGGAACCUGGGAAUGAAAUGUAGACACUGAGAAAAAAGUAUACUUUUCAAAGAGCAGUGUAUAACGGAAUCGCAAGCUUGACACUUCCUUAAACACAGCGUCUUCUCACUUUAUUGAGGUGCUGGUAGUGAUGGAUUUAUCUGGUAAAGAAACUCCUUUAGACAUAAAUUCUCUUUAUCAAUGGACAGAAUACUCCUUAAAAUAAGGAAGUCUAGACCAAGUGUUAAUUACGAGAUUACUGAGAAACAGGAUUCAAAAUUAGCAAACAUGUAUGGUUUACGCAACAGAAUACAAAGUUGUUCGCCCAAUUAACUGCAAGCUGCUUCUUUUUUGUCUUAUUUUGGCUGCUCACAUUAGGGGUUGCCACAGCGGAUUGUCUUCUUCCAUAUCUUUCUGUCCUCUGCAUCUUGUUCUGUCACACCCAUCACCUGCAUGUCCUCUCUCGCCACAUCCAUAAACCUUCUCUUAGGCCUUCUUCUUUUCCUCUUCCCUGGCAGCUCUAUCGUUAGCAUCCUUCUCCCAAUAUACUCAGCAUCUCUCCUCUGCACAUGUCCAAACCAACACAAUCUCGCCUCUCUGACUUUGUCUCCCAACCAUACAACUUGAGUUGACCCUCUAAUGUACUCAUUUCUAAUCCUAUCCAUCCUCGUCACACUCAAUGCAAAUCUUAGCAUCUUUAACUCUGCCACCUCCAGCUCUGUCUCCUUCUUUCUGGUCAGUGCUACAGUCUCUAACCGAUAUAACAUAGCUGGACUGCACUACUGUCCUUUAGACCUUCCUUUUCACUCUUGCUGAUACACGUACCAUAAUCAGUGACCUGAAAUUUUUGAAAAUAUUUUUUUUUGCUUAAGAAAAUACUUUUCUUCAUGCAGUAAUCAUUUUUUUUUUAAAUAACAUUCAGAAAAUCAAAGGUUACCUUUUAUAAAAUUUUAUGACACAAGCACACCAUCUUGGGAACAGUGGCCUCUUGGCUAGCAACUGUUGUGGUAAGAAAUUAAUUUUUCUAUAACACUGCCAUUCAAAGUUUUACAGAAACCAGUUUGUCCUCCAUGACUCCCCCAAGUGAUCCAUAAUGUCUCCAAAUUCAUAUCCUAUUUUUUGUUUAUGCGGUGCACACACCUGGGUCUGAACAAUCAUAAUCAAAUUAUUUAACAAUAGACCUUUUCUAUUUUUUUGGAGGGGACAUCCACAAAAAAUCAAGUUUUGGAAUAUCUGUAUAUUGUAAAUUGUUGGUGACCAUUACCUGUCUCCCUGAAAUUGUUUUUCCAAAUUAGAGGUGUCCGAAAACGUGUCAUAGGUACUAACAUCCCACAACCUGGAAAAUGCAAUCUCAAACGCUUAAAUUUCUUUUUUCUCUAUUAAAAAAAUACAGCCAGCAUCAAGAAAACAGUAUUAUCGUCCACUCAGCUAAACUGGGAACAUAAAGACGCUUCUUAAAGUGAGUCGUGUAGAGAUAUUUUGACGUAGGCAGUUUCAUUUCACUAAACCUAUGUACAGUAUAUAUCCCGUAUUCUAAGCAGUCUGUGAUGGACUGGCUCUCUUUUAGAUUUAGUAUCUCCUUGUACACAAUGCUGCUGGCACACGCUUUGCUGCUAUCCAACUCUGAAUUGGGUUAAGCUGGUCUGAGGAUGUUCCAUGCAACGCUAUUUAGCUCCUCACAAGUCAACAGUAAUAUCUCUUGCAGAGGGUUCACUUUGGCUAUAUGUCUCUUAAUGAAUUCCUUUCAACUCAUAAUUUAGGCCAGUAAAUAUAGACCAGAUCUGUCAACAUGUCCAAAUAAUGUCCCUUGAAAGAAAUCUCCACUUGCAUUGGUAUGACCAAAAUCUGAAACUGUAAGAAUAUGUAGGAUGGGCACUAUUGACCAAAGGUGAUACUUUAGACCCUUGUUCCAUUGCUGGCUGGAGUGCCUUCUUGUGCAUGUUCUUAUGGGAUACAACUAGAAACCCAAUUUCUCCUAUAAUACAAAGACAUGCUGUUAAUUGGAACUGAGUGUGAGGCCAGAAAGGAAAAAAAUCAUUCACUUGCAGCAAUAACCUGCGGCUUUGGGACAGACUGUGAGGCAUGGUCACUGCAGGUAUUUCAGUGCUCUAUUGGAUUUCAAUGCAACAUAGAAUCCGAGAUGGGAUAUAUGACAAAAUAUAUUGCAUUCUUUAUUAAUCUUUUAAAAUAUUAAAGAUCAGCCACCCAUUACUUUUAAGCUCAUAUUAUCAAAUCUACUAUUUCAUUUUCUAAUUCAAGUUUAGGGUUAUGGGGCACCCGGCAGUAUCCAUGGAGGGGGCACCAGUCCUUAAACGCAGUGCUAAAGUAAUUAUUGUGUAAUUAUUCUGAGUAACAGUUUAUUUAAUAAGUGACUAGAGUAAGUAAGUACACACUUCUUCUAGCUUUUUCAUUUUAGAUUGUGUGGAUAUAUAGUACAUCCUAUUAUUCCGAUUACGCAGUAAGAACACCCUUAAUAUUUUUUCAUAUUCAGUUAAACUAAACUAAAUUGUGACACAAAUUUCUAUCAGAAAAGGUCAUAACAAAAUCUAGCAAGUGUUAAAUCAAAUGAUAAAGCUAUGUGACAGAGUACUUUUUGUGACCGAGCCGGACAAAUACUGAGGUGCAUGGUUCAUGUUUUUAUUUCACGCAACAAUGAUUUUUACCUUUGAAAGUGGAAACUAGCCUCAGGACUAAAGGAGAAUGUCAACAGAAUGACAAUUGGGUCUUUUAAAGUGUCCCUUGCUUUUUUAACUUGCAGUUACUUUUUAUCAUUUAUUCAGUUAAAUAACUGAAACUGUAUUAGGCAAAUUAGCCAAAGGAAAAAUGCUCAGGUCAUACAUUUUGGUCACAGGCUAGGGCACAGAUUUUUACUGCUCAUACAGUCUCAGAUAGUAUAUAUACUGUAUAUAUCUACACACGUACAUAUAAGUACACAUGACUUUGAACGCCUCCCUUGCUGAUACUAAAGUUCAUCACAUAUUCUGGAUUAUAACAUAGAUAGAUAGACAGAUACUUUAUUAAUCCCAGGGGGAAAUUCACAAACACAGUAGUGUUACAGCCUUAGACCCGAGACCCUGAGGUUAUGGGCUCAAAUCCUGGUACCAACACUAUGUGACCAUGAGCAAGUCACUUCAGGUGCCUGUGUUCCAACUGCAAAAAUAUAAGAAAUGUAACCAAUAGUAUUUCAAAUGUUGUAAGUCAUCUUGGAUAAAAGUGUCAGACAAAUAAGUAAAUAAUAACUUUGGAUGGAUUAUGAGUUUUUAAAAUUUUAUAUUUGUAGGGCCUAUGUCUAUAACUUUGGAUGGAUUAUGAUUUUUUUAAUUUGUAUUUUACUAGGGCAUGUUUGAUUCUUCCAAAUAUAAAAUAACCUUUGACAAUGUUCCAUGCUGCUAGAAGUGUAAGAAGGGAAAAUAAUACAAAUAACUCCAUCCACCCAUUCAUCUGUUAUUAAAUCCAAUUCAGGGAUCAGGUUAAAGUAAGAAUCAACCCAAGACUGGAUGUUGGUGAUAAGAUAAUGGUGAAAUUUAAAAAAAUACCAUGGUGCAAUGAAUAUAGCAAUGCUUCCUCAUUGCUCAGAGAGUCUAAGUCUGGAUUUUUUGGCUGUGAGUUCCAUCAUGGGAACAGUUAAUAUAUUAACACACCUACUGUAUUUUUGUACAGUACUCUUGUUUCCUUUUCGUUGUAAAAGAAUCAGGAAGAUUACUCCUAACUACAGUUGUUCCAGGGUUUGCAUUUUUCAGUUAAUAUUUGGGAUGCAAGGAAUGGAAAGUUAAAACUGGUGACAGACCUACCUGAACAUCAACAAUCUUCAAGCGUUUUAUUUAUAGUCUUGUCAAGCUAAAGGGAAUGUGAAAGCCAAUGGCAGCCAGGUUUCAUAGGCCUUGGUCAAAGGCUCAAGCAAAAAGGUGAUGACAAGCUAAAAAGAAAAUAUCUUGAUCAGAUUGUGUUGAUCAAGCUGAUCAACCAUUUACCUUUUUGCAUUUUACGAUUCUUUUCUUUUCUCUAUGAGCCAUUUAAUGUUUUGUUAGUAGGAGUGUAUACUGCAUUCUUUUGUCUCUAACUUUUUUAUUUAUUUAAAUAGUACUGUAUUGUCUUGUUUAUAUAUACUCAUUGUCUGGUCAGAUGAGUUAAGAGUAGCACAUUUCAAAGCAGCGUGGCUUACAAAUAAAGGAUUUUUUGAAACUGCACAAUUUAAAGACAUAGGUUUUCUAUCAUAAACAUUUUCUUCCAUAGCACAAACUAGUGAGGUCUCCAAAAAAAUUCUUGAAAAAAGGUAGAAACCUACCUGGUCUUCGCAGCAGAGACAGCCUUAACUUCAGCCAGGACUUAAGGCAACCUACUGGCUGCAAGCUGGUGCAGGCCCAAAACAAGUAGCUGGCAAAACAACCAAAUAAAAAUAAUGCCAAAUAACAAACUACCAUAAAAGCCCUAAAAAUGGAAAGGUGACUGUGAACCUUUGGCUUGUUAUUAAAGGGUUAACAAUGAAUCUAUGCAUAAAAAGAUUUCUUAACAAUCAGGACCUCAAAAAAGAAUCAAAAGCACAAAUGGACUUGCCUAAAAAUAGGCAAUCCAGAAGUAACCAAUGUCACAAUACAUAAUCCAAGGAGAGUAGUCACAAACAGUUCGGAGAAGGUCAAAUUCUAGUAAUAUUGCAGCAAAUUAAAUGUAAAACAUGGGAGAGCACUCACCAGCACCAAGCUAUAACAUCUCACGGAACUGCUUGUCUGCUCAGCCUUUAUAGAGCUGGGGGCAGUCCUUAAGUGGAGAUGGCCAGGUGGCCCCGCCCCUUGGGGAACCACCCACAAAUCACAACAAACAUAACAAAACACAUACUUCCUUAUAGAAACACAAUUACACAAAGCUGAAAUGUUAUGAACAUAAAAGACAUAAAAAGCAUAAGCAGAAAAUACAUGACAUGAACUGGUAGACCAAUAAUAACUAAUUAUUGAGGAUAAUAAAAUUUUAAACUCUGUCUUUCCUGUCUCCUCUGACAGCCAUUCAACUGUGUUCAAAGGCUGUUUCUGCCACAUCAAAAGUUCAUUCACACGACUACGUAACGUAGAUGACCCUUAGCACAACAGUAAAAUCAAUUUCUUCUAUGACUCCCAUUCACCACCCGAGAAGAGUAAUGUGUUUUUUAUAAAUAUGGCAUGCGGCAUAUUUUCAAUAUAAAAGUACACCACUAUGUGCAUUAACGCCUACCCUUUCCUGUUUUCUGAUGACAAAGCUUAUCAGAAGUCUACUGUGGAGCAUAGGGCAUGGUUGUCUGCUUAGAGCUGUCUCUUAUUGAACCAGUGUGCAAGAUGGGGUUUCGUCAUAAAUUAACAAUGGCAAAAUUUAUAUGUGUUAAAAUGUAUGUGAAUGUUUAAUGUGUGAGAUGUGUGUGUUAUAUUAAUAUAACAUGAUAGACGUGUGGUAUUAAUGGCAAAAACGGAUGUUGUUAACCCACAAAAAUACAGUACAUAGAAAAUAUGCCUGAAUUGAGAUAUAUCUCUGCAAAAACUCAGGUGUGAAUGAGUCCUUCCGUAAACUAAAUGUGUGGCAGUUGAUGUCAUUCACUUCUCUGCACAAUAAAGAACAGCCAAUAAUACAACAUUUGAGGCCAGGGCACAAAAAAUCACCCUGGUGGCUGAAAAACCAGGUACAGUGCUUUUACACUGCUAAGAUAUUCUUUGUCUUUUGUUGCACCAAAUGAAGACAUGUAAGAUGUAAGCCAUAAGAUCUGUGGACAAAGUCUGAAUGAGUUUUGCAUUUUGCUGUUAAACAGUUGGUUAAAACAUCUUCUGUCUUGGAUGAUAUAAACCAUGGCAGGCUUAUUGUGCAUGUUAACAGAUUGGCAAAAAUUGUGCUUCAGUCUUUUUGCAGCUUGUUUAACUUAAGGAUGAAAACGCUGCAGCAGUCUAGACAGCUGGUAUGAGAAAGCUGUAAAACAAUUCGGCUUUCUGAUGCUCACAAAAAUGUUUUAAAAUAUUUGUUCAUAUUAAAUCUAUUGAAUGAUUAUCUAAAGGUCAUUUGUUUAGUGGAAAUGGGCUUGGUGGGACCUUUAAGUGUCAGCACCAGGUUACUAUAUCACAUCUGGGUCUGAAGCAGAAAAUAUAGAAUU
Messenger RNA from Erpetoichthys calabaricus (reedfish), 8899 nucleotides. RefSeq names its product nuclear receptor interacting protein 2 (gene nrip2). The coding region runs from base 441 to 1208 and encodes 255 amino acids. The transcript is spliced from 6 exons. Gene Ontology annotation, biological process: proteolysis. The record is from RefSeq and is a predicted model, not a curated record. Gene Ontology annotation, molecular function: aspartic-type endopeptidase activity. NCBI's taxonomy places the organism in Eukaryota, Metazoa, Chordata, Cladistia, Polypteriformes, Polypteridae.